GAUGUACGUCACUAUAAUUGUGCUUUCACCUUUGACCUGCCUGCGCCGUAGAGCUGCGCGGAGACCGUUGCUACGAACAACAACCUGAGAAGCAACAGAGACGUCUGGGCGGUUUAAGGGCAUUUCUACACCAUUUAAGGCACUACAGGAGAGUCUACGAGAGGUUCCACCAUGCCGCAGCCAGACGAGCCCAUGUACAGCUCACAACAGAUCAACAUUCCCCCAGAACUACCCGACAUCCUCAAACAGUUCACCAAGGCUGCCAUCAGGACACAGCCGAAGGACGUGCUCCAGUGGUCUGCUGCGUACUUCCAAGCACUCUCCAAUGGAGAGACCCUUCCUGUAAAGGAGAGACUAGAGAUGCCCACAGCCACACAGAAAACAGACACAGGACUCACACCUGGACUACUGAAGGUUUUACACAAACAGCUGAGUCCCCAGGGUACAGUGCAGUUGUCUGCCCUGGAGCAGAAGUGGAAGGAGUUGUGUCUGCCUCAGGAACAGAUGGAUGAGAUCAUGAAAGUGGGAACCUUCUCUGACAACAUCGAGUGGAUCAAGUUCUUCGCUCUGGCAUGUUCUUCUCUUGCAGGGAACAUCACACAAGCCAUGAAGACUGUGUGUGAGAUCCUGACCUCUGACCCUGAGGGCGGGGCAGCGAGGAUUGACUUUAACACAUUCAAGGAGCUGUACACGUACCUGGCACAGAUCGACGGAGAGAUCGGACAGGUGCACAUUGAUGGGGUCUUGUCGUAUCUCCAGUACGAUGUUGACAAACAGGAAGGAAUGGUCAUGCCCAGAAACUUUCUCAGCCAAGAUUGUCCUAAACUCGGCAACUGAUGAGGGAUCAACAACAACAACUUACUAGUUAUCAUCUGUAUAUAACCACACAUACGUGUACCUUUUAGUCAUUAUCAACAAGUAACAAAAUCUAUACAAUAUAUGUACAGGGAGUUUCUAUAUCUAUCAUAUGGUGAUGACCACAUUGUGCCGUCAAUGGAGAAGGGAAUAUGUGACACACUGUGUGGGUAAUGCUAAAAGUAUGCAUGUGUCAAAUUAAAAAGCCCUUUGAAUAUGACAUUUUUUUUAAAGAAGGACAAUAUGAUAAUUAGAAAAAAGACUUCAUUUCUUCACAUAACAGUUGUUCACAUAGUAGUUUUGUUUUGAAAUUUUUAAGUACCUCUGUCUGUACUUUAAGAUAAUGAUAAUUAUGAAAUGGUGUUGAAGUCUGUUUUAGAAUGACUUGUAAGCUGUACAUUUCCUUUACGAUGUAUAAUAAAGUUGAACUACAUCUGAA
Molecule: messenger RNA, 1294 nt
Organism: Branchiostoma floridae (Florida lancelet)
Lineage: Eukaryota; Metazoa; Chordata; Leptocardii; Amphioxiformes; Branchiostomatidae
Product: ropporin-1-like protein
Exons: 6
Coding region: 172-837 (221 amino acids)
Source: RefSeq, a predicted model, not a curated record